CUUUCUCACCAACCCCAAAACAGCAACUACUCCCUGCUUUCGUUUCUUCUUAUUAAACCAAACUCCCUUCUCCUCUUCCGUCCCCAAGGGUUCCUUUUUUUUUCCAUCCUCACAAACUUCCCACAUUAUAACGUAUCAUUCAAAGAGCCAUGCUGUAGCUUUCUCUCCAUUUUUAAUGUCCAUAAAUCCAUCUCUCUGAUACUACUGCUCUCUUCUCUUUAUUUUUCUCUAUCUUCUCUCUCAUGGAGGCUAAUUCUCUGCUACAUUCUUCCUCACCAAGCUCUGCUCUUUUCUUGAGCUUUCAAUCAAAUUUGAUCAAUUUUGGGAGAACCCAGUUGAGAUUUAAGCCUGGAAUCCUGAAACAGAGCAUUAAAUGGGACAGUGAUUGGAUAAGCAGAGGAGUGUUUUUGAAGGAAGAGAGGCGGAGAGGAGGGUGCGUUGUGAAGUGUACGGCAGAAAGUGUAGAGAGAGGAAUGUUGAUGGGAGGGAGAGAGGGUGAAGUUAGUAUCGUAUCGGAGAGAUACAAGGUGGUGGCUUUAACGGCGUGCGUUAUGUGCCUUUGUAAUGCUGAUCGCGUUGUCAUGUCUGUUGCUGUUGUUCCCCUUGCUGCCAAAUACGGUUGGUCCAGUUCCUUUCUGGGCAUCGUCCAGUCAUCGUUUCUAUGGGGAUACAUAUUCUCAUCAGUAAUAGGUGGAGCCUUGGUGGACAAGUAUGGAGGAAAAAGAGUGUUGGCAUGGGGCGUGGGGCUGUGGUCUUUGGCCACUCUUCUCACUCCAUGGGCUGCUAAUCACUCCACCGCCAGCCUCUUGGCCGUUCGUGCCUUCUUUGGACUUGCUGAGGGUGUAGCUUUGCCUUCCAUGAGCACCCUCUUAUCAAGGUGGUUUCCAAGCCAUGAACGAGCAAGUGCUGUUGGAAUUUCUAUGGCUGGAUUUCAUCUUGGAAAUGUUAUAGGCUUGCUUUUAACUCCAGUUAUGUUAUCAACUAUUGGAAUUUCUGGUCCUUUUAUUCUAUUCUCUUCCCUUGGUCUCCUAUGGUUAACAACAUGGGCAAGUGGAGUUACCAGUGAUCCACGAAAUAGCCCUUUUAUCAGUAAAUCAGAGUUGCGAUUAAUUGAAGCUGGUAAAACUGAUUCUUCAACAAACAAAGGCAAGCUUCCACCACUACGCCUCCUAUUCUCGAAACUACCAACAUGGGCAAUUAUUUUUGCUAAUGUAACUAACAAUUGGGGUUACUUUGUUCUUCUCUCAUGGAUGCCUGUCUAUUUCAAGACAGUAUUUAAUGUGAACUUGAAGCAAGCAGCUUGGUUUAGUGCUGUUCCAUGGGCAACAAUGGCAAUUUCUGGUUACAUUGCAGGAGCAGCAUCAGAUUCCUUAAUCAAGGCAGGCUAUUCUCUCACAUUAGUCCGAAAGAUCAUGCAGUCUAUUGGUUUCAUUGGACCUGGGGUGUCUUUGCUCUGCUUAAAUUUUGCCAAGACACCAGCGACUGCUGCUAUGUUCAUCACAGCAGCUCUGAGUUUGAGUUCUUUCAGCCAAGCUGGCUUUCUUCUUAAUAUGCAAGAUAUAGCUCCUCAGUAUGCAGGAUUCCUCCAUGGUAUUGCAAAUUCAGCUGGAACAUUCGCAGCAAUACUGAGUACAAUUGGAACAGGUUAUUUUGUUCAAUGGCUGGGGUCUUUUCAGGCAUUCCUGACUGUGACAGCAGGGCUCUAUUUUGUUACAACCAUCUUUUGGAAUGUGUUUGCGACAGGCGAGCGAGUUUUCUAGAGUAAUAAUUAUAUUCUCUUAUAUUUAAUCAUGAAGAGCUCUUAGAAACAGGAUGAACAUAAGUUUGAUUAAAAAUUUUGAGCCCAAUAGGCAUUGAAAGUAUAUAGAGUAGAGAAAGUGCCGAUGUCUAAUUCAUUCUUUGUUUUUACUCCUGCCAAAAGGAGUAUCAUAUCAAGUGCAAUAUAUGCCUUCUUUUAA
Hevea brasiliensis (rubber tree) is the source of this 1958-nucleotide messenger RNA. RefSeq names its product probable anion transporter 3, chloroplastic. The transcript has 8 exons. The record is from RefSeq and is a predicted model, not a curated record. Gene Ontology annotation, cellular component: plastid. The coding region runs from base 243 to 1760 and encodes 505 amino acids. Lineage: Eukaryota; Viridiplantae; Streptophyta; Magnoliopsida; Malpighiales; Euphorbiaceae. Gene Ontology annotation, biological process: transmembrane transport. Gene Ontology annotation, molecular function: phosphate transmembrane transporter activity.